Cyprinus carpio (common carp) is the source of this 971-nucleotide messenger RNA. RefSeq names its product secretory calcium-binding phosphoprotein 9. The transcript has 9 exons. The record is from RefSeq and is a predicted model, not a curated record. Bases 399 to 947 code for a protein of 182 amino acids. Lineage: Eukaryota; Metazoa; Chordata; Actinopteri; Cypriniformes; Cyprinidae.
AAACCAGGAGAUUUUAACACAUAUAGAUCAUGAGCAAAACUAUAUCUGGGACCAUAUCUCUGUUUUCAUGUGUCUGUGCAGGCUACAGUGAACACGAUGAUGUAAUGUGACUUACGUCGUGUGUAAAUCUGUGUAUGUUUAGUCACUCUAAGAACUCCAAAAUCCUUAAAAACUCAAAUGACCACAAAUUCUGCCAGAAGAUAUCCUUGUGGUAAACUUGAAAAUAUUUGAAUAACAAUGUAAUGCUUCCUAAUAUCCUGCUGAUAAACACAGCUGGAUUAGUGUUGAACUCUAAUUGGCUGAACUAGAUCGUUCAGCUCAAUAAAAGGCUUUGGAGAUCUAUACUGUACUGUACAUGGCAGAGCAAAUCACUACUGGAGCGAUAAACAGAUUGCAAGAUGAAGAACUUUGUUAUAACCAUUAUGGCUCUGACCGUAAUUGCUGAUAUCACCUCAGCAAAGAAGCUGCGUCUGAUCAAUGGUCUGAAUGGUGGUCUGGUUACUGGUGUAAAUGGAGUUAACCCUCUACUGGUGGGUGGUCUGAACCCACCCGUGCUCUCUGGUGGUCCUGCUGUUAUAGGACAGCCUCCAUUAGCACAGAUUCUGCCUGCUGCGGCUCUUCCUCCAUAUAUACUUCAGCAGCCACCUGUGGCCGCAGUUCCCUAUGGUCCCCUCAAUUUUGGACCUCAGCUGGCUUACCCUUUCGCUUCACCUAAUGGGGGUUUGCCAUAUUACAUUGGUGGGCCCCAGAAUCAACCAGCCAUAAUGCCUCCGCAGCAAGUUAUGGCUGGACAAGGCCCUACUGGAAAUAAUCAAGCUGUACCAUCAGGCUCACUAACUAGAUUUAAGCGCUCUUUUCUCAGAAGGACAACUGCAAGACCACCUGUCUCAAUCACCCAGAUGCCAGCUCAGGUCAACCCUGCUGUGUCUGGAAAUCCUGUUGGGUAAAUUUGAGUGACGCAUACAGCUAAG